Molecule: messenger RNA, 1291 nt
Organism: Telopea speciosissima
Lineage: Eukaryota; Viridiplantae; Streptophyta; Magnoliopsida; Proteales; Proteaceae
Product: zinc finger CCCH domain-containing protein 14-like
Exons: 3
Coding region: 216-1121 (301 amino acids)
Molecular function (GO): mRNA binding; metal ion binding
Source: RefSeq, a predicted model, not a curated record
AAUCAAGUCGGUCUUCUCUUUUCGAGACUCUUCCAUUCGUUGCGUCUCCUGCAAACCCUAGGGUUUUGCCUUUCCCUUCCUUCUAUUUCUAAGGUUCUUACUUUGUAGGGUUUAGCGUUUUUCCCUACUUCCUGUAGUGGCUUCAGUUCUAUCGUACUCUCUUUUAUUCGUUUCUUUGUUCGAUUUCUUUCUAUUUCGAUCUGUGCUGGUAGAAGAUGGAUCAUUUUGGACCUGCUCGUAAGAGGGGGAGACCGGGCGCUGCUCUCAAUGGCAAUGGAGGACCUAAAAGAUUCAAGCAAGAAAUGGAGUCUUUUCCAACUGGUAUAGGAAGCAAAUCGAAGCCAUGCACCAAGUUUUUCAGUACUGCUGGAUGCCCCUUUGGUGAAGGCUGUCACUUCUUGCACUAUGUUCCAGGUGGCAUUAAUGCUGUCGCGCAGAUGACCAAUUUGGGUGGCAACCAAACUUUACCUCCCCCCUCAAGAAACCCAGUGGGCCCACCAUCCAUCCCUGAUGGUAAUUCACCAGUUGUGAAGACUCGUAUGUGCAACAAGUUUAACUCUGCAGAAGGUUGUAAGUUUGGGGACAAGUGCCAUUUUGCCCAUGGUGAGAGGGAGCUGGGAAAGCCAUAUGCACCUUCACAUGAUGACCCUCGAAUGAUGGGGCCGAUGGCAGGCAGGUUGGGAGGGCGAGUGGAGCCGCCUCCACCUGGUCUUUCUGCUGCAGCAAGCUUUGGUGCAUCCGCUACUGCCAAGAUCAGCGUGGAUGCUUCCCUUGCUGGAGCAAUCAUUGGAAAAGCUGGUGUCAACUCAAAGCAGAUUUGUCGGUUCACUGGUGCCAAGCUUGCUAUUAGAGAGCAUGAGUCGGAUCCUAAUUUGAGAAACAUUGAGCUGGAGGGAACCUUUGAUCAGAUCAAGCAAGCCAGUGCUAUGGUAAGGGAGUUGAUUGUAAACAUUGGUUCAACAGCUGGUGCCAUGAAGAUCUCUGGAGGUACCGCACCUCCUCCAGCAGCAAGCAAUUUCAAGACAAAGCUGUGUGAAAACUUUGCUAAGGGAUCAUGCACUUUUGGUGAUCGUUGCCACUUUGCUCAUGGAGCCAACGAUCUUCGUAAGCCAGCAGUGUGAGUGCUUUUCUCGUCUCUCAUCCUCCGUUGCAUUUUCCUAUGGAUGGCGACAAUUUCUUCAAAUCUAUAUUGUAGUUGUGAGAGCCCGGUAUGAGUAUUGGUAAUGAUGAGCAGUUUUUUUAGAGGAAAGAAAAUUUGACAACUAUUAACGGUAGUAAAGAUUUCAAGGUU